AAUUGAUUAAAAAAAAUAUAAGGAUAAUAUUAUUACGGUUUAAAUUAACCAUUUUUUUUAAAGCAUUUUGUUUGUUUAUUUAUUUUUUUUUUUUUAUUAAUUUAGAUUUAGUUUAUGUGGAUUAAUUUAAAAAAAAAAAAAAAUGAUAUACUGUACUUGUGUUGAUUUACAAUUCAAUUCAAAAAAUUUCCUGUUUGUUAUCGGGUUAUUGUAUUUAAAAAAAAUAUUUGAUAUCAAUUAAUAAAUUAAGUAUUUAAAAAUAUUAUAGAUUAAAAAUUUUAAUCUAAAAUUGAGUAAAAAUAUUUAUUAAUCAACGAAAUAUAUUGUUGAAAUUUUAUCUUUUAAUAAAAAAUUAUUUAACAUUAAUUAAAGCCUUAAUUUUAAGAAAAAUUUAAAAUUAUAAAAAAUAUUAUUUAUUAAUAAAAAAAAUAUAUAUAAUAAUUAAAAAUUGUUUACUUAUUUAAAAUAUUUUAAAAAUUUAGCGCUAUAUAAAAUUUCGAUAUAGUAAUCGAUUUAUCUCUGUUCAAUGUUUCGACCGUUUCGACUAAUUUCACGUCUGAGGUUCAAGGUGUGUUGCCUUCUGACAACUCGUUGAAAAUAAAAAAAUAAAAAAAAAGAAAAACAGAUUGACAUUUGUUUAAGUACACUUGAUUUUAUUUAUAAUUACAAAAUAAACAAUGGAGCCAUAUGAUGUGAUUGUCAAUCAACCAGUCGUCAUCGACAAUGGUUCUGGAGUUAUAAAAGCAGGCUUUGCUGGUGAUCAAAUUCCAAAAUGCAGAUUUCCAAAUUAUAUUGGAAGACCAAAACAUGUACGUGUUAUGGCUGGUGCACUUGAAGGUGAUUUAUUUGUUGGUCCAAUUGCUGAAGAACAUCGUGGUCUUCUUUCACUUCGUUAUCCAAUGGAACAUGGUAUUGUAACUGAUUGGAAUGACAUGGAAAGAAUUUGGUCAUAUGUUUAUAGUAAAGAUCAACUAUCAACAUUCAGUGAAGAACAUCCAGUUUUAUUAACUGAAGCACCAUUAAAUCCACGUAAAAAUCGUGAAAAAGCUGCUGAAAUAUUUUUUGAAUCAUUUAAUGUACCAGCAUUAUUUGUAUCAAUGCAAGCUGUAUUAAGUUUAUAUGCAACUGGUAGAACAACUGGUGUUGUAUUAGAUUCUGGUGAUGGUGUAACACAUGCUGUACCAAUUUAUGAAGGUUUUGCAAUGCCACAUAGUAUCAUGAGAGUUGAUAUUGCUGGUAGAGAUGUAUCAAGAUAUUUAAGAUUAUUAUUACGUAAAGAAGGUGUUAAUUUUAAAACAACAGCUGAAUUUGAAAUUGUUAGAACAAUUAAAGAAAAAUCUUGUUAUUUAUCAAGUAAUCCACAAAAAGAAGAAACUGUUGAAACUGAAAAAUUUCAAUAUCCAUUACCAGAUGGUAGUCAUUUAGAGAUUGGUCCAGCAAGAUUUAGAGCUCCUGAAGUAUUGUUUAGACCAGAUUUAAUUGGUGAAGAAUGUGAAGGACUACAUGAAGUACUUAUGUAUUCAAUACAAAAAUCUGAUUUAGAUUUAAGAAAAGUACUAUUUCAAAAUAUUGUACUUUCUGGUGGUUCAACAUUAUUUAGAGGUUUUGGUGACAGGUUACUAUCAGAAAUACGAAAAAUGUCACCAAAAGAUAUAAAAAUCAGGAUAUCAGCACCACAAGAACGUUUGUACAGUACGUGGAUUGGUGGUUCAAUUCUUGCAUCUUUAGACACAUUUAAAAAAAUGUGGGUAAGCAAACGUGAAUACGAUGAAGAUGGUGCAAGAGCGAUACAUCGUAAAACAUUUUAAACAAUUUUCAUAAUAAUAUUAUUAAUAUGUUGUGUUUAUUUUAAUGAAAAGAAAAAAAAAAAACAUCACAAAUGACACUUGGCACAAUACAACAAGACAUUAU
Molecule: messenger RNA, 1911 nt
Organism: Aphidius gifuensis
Lineage: Eukaryota; Metazoa; Arthropoda; Insecta; Hymenoptera; Braconidae
Gene: Arp1
Product: actin-related protein 1
Exons: 6
Coding region: 678-1808 (376 amino acids)
Source: RefSeq, a predicted model, not a curated record